This is a messenger RNA of Histoplasma capsulatum G186AR, 2629 nucleotides long. Its product is annotated as glutamyl-tRNA synthetase. Bases 103 to 1959 code for a protein of 618 amino acids. Gene Ontology annotation, molecular function: zinc ion binding; ATP binding; glutamate-tRNA ligase activity. Gene Ontology annotation, biological process: glutamyl-tRNA aminoacylation. The transcript is spliced from 7 exons. The record is from RefSeq and is a predicted model, not a curated record. Lineage: Eukaryota; Fungi; Ascomycota; Eurotiomycetes; Onygenales; Ajellomycetaceae.
CACAGGACUAGAAUCGUGAACUUCCUUACUAUGCCAUAUGAUUUGCUAUUGGAAUGAACGUUAAUUCUUGUUUUCCCCUGCAUUGAACCUGCUGUCCUGACAAUGAGGCCGCCAUAUCGGCCAAAACGCGCCAUUUCUCCCUGUAUAUUCUGCGGCGCAAGGUUCUCUACAACAGCAGGUCGUCUUGCGCGGAAGCAAAGCAAACUACUACCAGACUCCCCGGCGCGCACUCGUUUCGCCCCGUCUCCUACGGGAUACCUCCACCUUGGCUCGCUUCGGACGGCCUUGUUUAACUACCUUCUCUCGAAGCGAACGGGCGGCAAGUUUCUUUUGCGGAUCGAGGAUACGGAUCAGAAAAGGAUUGUUCCUGGAAGCGAACAACGGCUGUACGAAGAUUUACAAUGGGCUGGACUUUUGUGGGAUGAGGGGCCCAUUGUCGGCGGCCUGUAUGGUCCAUACAAACAGUCCGAACGGACAUCCUUGGGAAUAUACGGGCAAGAGAUCAGCAAGCUUAUUUCUGCGAAACAUGCAUACAGAUGCUUUUGCUCCCAGGAGCGUCUCGAUACUCUCGCGAGGCAUCGAAAUGACCUAGGACUUCCACCUGGGUAUGACGGAGCAUGCAGGGAAAUAUCGCCAGAAGAGGCUGAGGAACGAGCGCAUAAUGGCGAGCUAAAUGUUGUCCGUUUGCGUGUGACCGGACCAUUUCCUAUUUUCACGGAUCUCGUGUUUGGGAAAAUUGGUCAGAAUCAGACUGCGGGCGCUGGCCGGCUUAGCAGUCAGCAGAGCGACCCUAUUUUACUCAAAUCGGACGGCUAUCCAACCUACCAUCUAGCCAAUGUGAUCGACGACCACUAUAUGAAAAUAUCGCAUGUUAUCCGAGGCACGGAAUGGAUGGCUUCGACCCCUUUACAUGUUGCGUUGUAUAAUGCUUUUGGAUGGGAGCCACCGGCAUUUGGGCACGUCCCACUCCUGACCGAGAAAAGUGGGCAAAAACUUAGCAAGCGUAAUGUCGACAUCGACAUCUCAUUCUUCAGAGAUAAAGAGGAAGUUUUCCCUGAAGCUCUGAACAAUUUCGCUGCGUUGCUAGGCUGGUCACAUUCUCGAAAGUCUGACAUUUUCAGUUUGAAGGAUCUGGAGCAAAUCUUCGAUCUCAAACUCACCAAAGGAAAUACCGUCGUUUCCUUCGAAAAGUUGUGGUUCCUUCAAAGUGCACAUGCGCAGCGAUAUGCGACCGAAGGAGGGCCCGAAGCCAAGUCCAUGGUCGAUCGAAUAGAAAAAGCUGUGAGAGCACAGUUCACAGACGAACAACUCUCUCCCCUGCUAAAAAACCAUACGCUGGACGAACGCAUUGCCUCCAUAAUCCGGGAAGGCGGAGCUCGCGGCUAUACAAACGCAGCCAAAUUCAUUGAAAAUAACAGGCCCUUUUUUACCUCAUUCCUCAACCGGCCCCCCUAUAACCCUACCACUCCAUCUCCACCCCAAGAAAAAUCCCAGCCCAAAAGCGAGACUGAAACUUCCUCCGCAAUUCCUCCAACUACCACCCCAAUCGCAGCCCUCCACACGGCGGCGGCAGCUCUCUGCCUUGUCCCUGUUGAGCACUGGACCACAGAAACCCACAAGCAAAACAUAUCUUACCUUGUCGGCGAUUCCUCAUACUCAUCUCAGCUUGCUUCCUUUUCCCCUUCCUCACCUUCUUUCCCCACACAAACACAAACACCCUCAACACCAGCGUUCGCCUCCGAAAAGCAAUUCCGUAAAGACCUCUAUCACUAUCUCCGCUGGGCAUUAUGUGGUGGAGCGCCGGGAAUAAGCAUCCCAGCAACUAUGGCAAUAUUAGGCCGGGAUGAAUGUGUCCGGAGACUGCUGGAGGCGAAGGAAUUGACUACGCCUUUGCAGCACGAGAGUGAAAAUUUGGCUGGUGGACAGGGUGGAAAGCUCCAGGGAGGUAUUUUGAGUUAGUUGCAGAGCCAAAUGGGUGGUAGUAAUGCUUAAUGGCGAGGUUGGUGGUUUGCUAUAUUACUACCAAUGUACAGUACUUAUAUUGCAUAUUAUAUUUAUUGUCAUUUUUGGUAUGACGGUAUUCUGAAUUCUGAGUUAUCCGCUACCACUGGCACGUUCUUUGCGAUCUAUAAGUGUAGGGUAUACGGAGAGUAUUCUCCCGCAAAAAUACUCUUCUACCAGAACUUAUACCGUACUUCAUUUCCAUUGCGCAGUGAAUAAGAAAACAUAUAGUAACGAAUUGAAUUUUUGUCAUCAAAGCCAAUAAUAACAGAUGAAACGAAACUUCAACAAAACACGAAUAUUAAAAAUCAAAAUAGUCGACAAAAUAAAGACUACUAAUAUCGUCGAUAAAAACCCUAUAAAGUACGAAAAUAGAAAGGUAGAAAGAUACUCGUAGGUUGCAUAGGCCAUCUCGUCAAACAAAACACUGGGCCGGGUAGUGAAAAAAAAAAAGGAUAAAAGGAAAAAAAAGGAUAGCGGAAGGCAGAAGAAAGGUCCCAAAGGCUGAAAAACAACACUAAACGCAUGAAAACCAGAAAUGCAAUAGAGUUAGCGAACUCGCGAAGGGAUAAUUUACCAGAAACAGAAUUGACAAAAUACAACCACAACUCCAAAAAAAAAAAAAAAA